Odocoileus virginianus texanus is the source of this 1346-nucleotide messenger RNA. Its product is annotated as protein LLP homolog. Gene Ontology annotation, molecular function: RNA binding. NCBI's taxonomy places the organism in Eukaryota, Metazoa, Chordata, Mammalia, Artiodactyla, Cervidae. The record is from RefSeq and is a predicted model, not a curated record. Gene Ontology annotation, biological process: dendrite extension. Gene Ontology annotation, cellular component: nucleolus.
UGGACAGGAUGCUUGUGUGAGGCUUUAGGGGGAAAAAGUAGUGAGUCUCAAGCCCUUUUCUGCUUGCUCAGUCACAUUCCACUCUAUUUCACAGCCCAGGAAGCCAACUGGCCCUAAGGCUCUGGUUGCCCCAGGUACCAAUGUUGGGCAGGCAAAAGUGCUGCCACCUUGUGGACAUUUUCUGUUACUACAACUUGAUCAUGGGCACACACAGGCACCUCAAUUCACAAGGGUUGUGGUUCUGUUAAUGAUAGCUGCCCUCAGGAAAUGCCGUGGAGCAGGUGUUGGCUGUCCCAAACCAGCUAAUUGUCAGGAAGCCAACUGCCAAAGGUAAAUUGUCCUUACACCCUUUAAAGAAAAAACAAAACAAAAUCAAACCUUCACUGCAAGACAAGCUGCUUAGAAUCCCUAAUGGCUGCAGGAAUGCCAAUCAAAACAACAAUGGCGAAUUUCGGUGGCGUGAGCAUCGUGCAUUACUUGAAUUCCUGCGUUUUUGCAGGUAAAAUAUGGCUAAAAGUUUACGGAGCAAGUGGAAAAGGAAGAUGCAUGCUGAAAAGAGAAAAAAGAAUGCCCCAAAGGAGCUCAGCAGACUUAAAAGUAUUCUUAAAAUAGAUGGUGAUGUUUUAAUGAAAGAUGUUCAAGAGAUAGCAACUGUGGUGGAACCCAAACAUUGUCAAGAGAAAACGCAGUGUGUGGUGAAAGAUGAAACAGAUGACAUGAAGAUGGAGACUGAUAAUAAGAGAAACAAAAAGACUCUUCUGGACCAGCAUGGGCAGUACCCCAUAUGGAUGAACAAGAGGCAAAGGAAAAGACUGAAAGCAGAACGUGAGAAAAAGAAGGGGAAAAGCAAAGCAAAAGCCGUGAAGGCAGCCAAGGGGCUGACCUGGUAGACUCUGAAAACUCGGAAAAUGCCACACGGGGCGAACUGAUCAGAGAGCAUACGUGGAUUUCAGCUUCCACCAAGUGAAAACUUUAUUUCCAUUUUUUAAACUUGGCCUUUUUCUUCAAUUCAGGCCCAACAUAACUCCUCAAAUUUAGUAACUUGAAUAAAAUAUUUUAUUUGAUGAGUGAAAGUACACUGAUAUUUUAGUUGCAUGUUGUCCUCUCUGCGGGGAUUAUCAGACAUCAGGAUUCUCUCAAGUGUUAAUACAGUUGUAAUUGUUUGGUCUUAGAAAAAGUAAAAUAUGACAUCAUGCUGACAAAUUUGAGCUAACUCAGAUUUAAAGUAAACUGUUGUUAUCACUUGAAAAAUAUGUCAGUGGAUCAUAUAAUCAGUACUUAUUUGGAGUUUUGAUUUUGUAUAAUUCAGAAUAAAAGAUACAUCUAGAUCCUGAAAAAAAAAAAAA